Molecule: messenger RNA, 309 nt
Organism: Encephalitozoon romaleae SJ-2008
Lineage: Eukaryota; Fungi; Microsporidia; Unikaryonidae
Exons: 1
Coding region: 1-309 (102 amino acids)
Source: RefSeq, a predicted model, not a curated record
AUGUUAUCUACAAUGGCUAAGAUGGCUGUAGCAGGAUGUGCCAUCUAUAAGAUCUACAGAAAGGCCGAGAAGGUGAUGAAGAAUGAUGAAGAAUAUCUCAUGAGAAUAACAGGUUACACCAGAGGGCUGGCAGAAAGAAUGAUUGAUGAGGCAAAAAAACAUUCUAGGGAUAAGGAAUAUGAACUGUCUGCAGAGUAUUUCUAUUAUGCAUAUAAGUAUUUAGAUUCCUCUUGGGAAUACGUCGUAACCCAAAUCGAUUCUCAAGAAGUAUACAAGCUCUUGCAUGCUAAGAAAUCUCAAGAUAAAUGA